AUGCCUGGGGUAUCAGAGCUACGACUGGUGGAGAGGCGCUACAUCUGCCGAUAUCUCCUGUGCUCAUCCUAUGAUAGGCAGCCGCUGGGGAUGGUAGGGGUCCACGAAAGGAAGAGGGCAAUCCUCCGCAGGCUGAUGCGGAGGUUAGAACAUCGUUUUGCCCUCCGAAUGGACCUCAGAAUUCUCCAGCGGAUAUGGUCCGAUAUGAAGUGCAGGAGUCCAGAAUUAAUAGCUGAAAUAGCGGAAGCAAAUGUACCUGGGGUGGCACUGAGCAGCAAUGCAUCUUCUGGGCUGAUAUCAGUGGGGAAGGAUUCAGUGAGACUCACAUGUUCAGCUCUUGGCACUAAUGUCACCUUAUCCUGGCACCUGGAUGGGGCACCAUUACCCACAAACCCCAGGUAUUACUUAAUGAAUUCCAACUCCAGCCUCAUUAUCAGCCCUGUGGAGAGAACAGACAAUGGAUCCUUUACCUGCACUGCCUCUAACAGUGUGAAUAGUGAGACCAGCAGCCCCCUGACUCUCAACCUUGGCUGGUCUCCUGAUGGAAAUGUUCAGUGUAAUGCAGCCAGAUUGGAUCAGACACUGACACUGAGCUGUUCUUGGCCCGGAGGCAACCCUGCUGCAAAUGUUACCCUGAUAUUUCAGAAUAACAGAUACACAGCACAGGAUACAGUGACUAUGGAUGUACCCCUUAAUGUCAUCUCCUCUGGGGCAGAACUGGCCUGCUUGGGUACACAGGCGGAACAGAUUACAUUCAGCACAAUGAUCUUAGGAACCCCAAUAGGGGCAACCAGCGGCUCUGUUUUUCCAGUGACAGAAGGAGAAAAUGUCACCAUGGCUGUCAACUUAGACUGGAGCAGAACUGUUUCUCCCAGAAUUCAGGCACUUCCUGCAACAUUCUCCUGGUUCCACCUCAAUCCUGACCCUUCUCUUUUAAUCAGUGGAGGAAAGAUCUCAGUCAUUUCCAGUGGUUAUAAAUCAGAGCUGGUGAUAUCUUCAGUGACUGCCACUGAACGUGGAAAUUAUAAAUGUGUAGUUGAAAACUUUUUAGGAAACUCAACAUUUUUAUUUGAAAUCAGUGUGGAUACAGGUACAACUAAGAAUGUUAACAAUAACAUUGUUAUUUCUAGACACUAUACUAACCUCUAUAUGUCAUACCUGGUAAACACACAGUAUGGGCAAAACGAUGUUGGCACCUCUUCCUGUGUAACAUCGCAUUCCAAAACCAAGGAUCAUUUUAAAGUUGGCAAUUUAUUUGCUGCUACAACAGCCUUGACCCUCUACUCCUCAUGUUCCAGCAGCAGCAGCAGCAGCCAACUCUCCUCUGGUGCAAUAGCCGGCAUUGUCAUCGCUGCCCUGUUUGUUGUAGCGCUGAUACCUCUCACCGUAAUCUUCAUUCUCCGCAAGAAGAACAAGAACAACACUCCAACUCCAACAAGUCCUGUAUAUGAGAAUACAGGUGCCCAAGCACCAAGCCAUUAUGAAAGUAUCAUUCCAGGAUCUAAGGAGAACAUGGCAGGAAAUAAUCCCCAGGAAUCCAGCUAUCAGGAACUUCAAUUCUCAAAUAAAGAUGUGUAUAAUAAUUUAAGGAAAACUCCCAGAUAAUGAUUUAGGUA
This is a messenger RNA of Xenopus tropicalis (tropical clawed frog), 1616 nucleotides long. Its product is annotated as hemicentin-1-like. The coding region runs from base 1 to 1605 and encodes 534 amino acids. The transcript has 9 exons. NCBI's taxonomy places the organism in Eukaryota, Metazoa, Chordata, Amphibia, Anura, Pipidae. The record is from RefSeq and is a predicted model, not a curated record.